This is a messenger RNA of Sardina pilchardus (European sardine), 2514 nucleotides long. RefSeq names its product cholesterol 24-hydroxylase-like. The record is from RefSeq and is a predicted model, not a curated record. The coding region runs from base 207 to 1724 and encodes 505 amino acids. The transcript has 15 exons. Lineage: Eukaryota; Metazoa; Chordata; Actinopteri; Clupeiformes; Clupeidae. Gene Ontology annotation, biological process: cholesterol catabolic process. Gene Ontology annotation, molecular function: heme binding; iron ion binding; cholesterol 24-hydroxylase activity.
AGCUACACCCCAGCCCAACUCACGAGACUGGGCCACGCAUCGACAGCAACAAUUGUCGUAACUCGUACAGUAGGUCUAACGUUACCUUUGGUAUAGAUUUAUAUCUGUUGUUGCGUAACUGAGAGCAUGGUUAGUUGGGUGCACUGCUCACAAGAGUAGCCUAUAGGCUACAGUGUAGACUAGGCUGAACAACACGUCAAGAGAAAAUGACGCUUAUUCUCAAAAUUACCGAAUGGAUUGGACAUUUGUUGAUACUACUACUUGCAGUUCUUUUUAUAGGAUUUGUUUUCUACUUACUUUACAUAAAACAUGUUCAUCGAAAGUACGAUCAUAUCCCAGGACCACCAAGAGAUAAUUUCCUACUUGGGCAUUUGCCAAGUAUAUUGGCAGACACCAGAACCCCUGGCCGUCAUAUCAAUCAAAGAUUUUUAGAAUGGACUGACAAGUAUGGCCCUGUUUGCAGAGUGAACAGCCUGCAUAGUGUAUUUCUCAUUGUCACUUGUCCUGAGGCAACCAAGGAAUUCUUAAUGUCACCGAAGUAUUCCAAAGACCCUUUUGUGUACAAGCGCCUCUUCACCUUAUUUGGUACCAGAUUCCUUGGGAAUGGCCUGGUGACCGCCAUGGACCAUGAUUUAUGGUACAAGCAGCGCAGAAUCAUGGACCCUGCAUUUAGCAGCGUAUACUUACGCGGUCUGAUGUCUACGUUCAAUGAGAGAGCGGAGCGCCUGAUGACCAAACUGGAGGAGCAUGCCGAGAGCCAGCAGCCUGCACACAUGCACAAGCUGGUCAACUCCUUCACCAUGGACGUGAUCACCAAGGUCGCUUUUGGAGUUGACUUAGACUUGAUCAACGUUAUGGACUGCCCAUUCCCACGAGCCAUUGAGUUAUGUCUUAAGGGCAUGAUACACUACAUCCGAGAUCCCAUUUUUCAGUAUUGGUACAAGAAUAGGCCGUUGGUGCGGGAGAUCAGGGAAGCCGCGCAGCUUCUCCGUGAUACAGGAGCCACCUGGAUAAAGGAGAGGAAAAAGGCUAUUCAGGCUGGAGACGGUGUGCCUAAGGACAUUCUAACACAGAUUCUCAAAUCCGCAAAAGAAAACAAAGAUGAUGAUGAAGAAACAAUGCUCGACAAUUUCGUCACUUUUUUCAUAGCAGGCCAAGAAACAACGGCUAAUCAGCUGUCAUUUGCCAUCAUGGAACUGGGAAGACAUCCUGAAAUACUACAGAGGCUCAAGGAGGAAGUGGAUGAAGUCCUUGGGAUGAAACAGGAGAUCAGCUAUGAGGACCUGGGAAACCUCACCUAUUUGACCCAGGUGCUGAAAGAGACUCUGAGGUUAUACCCAACUGCUCCUGGCACCUCUCGCUGGCUGGAAGAGGACACGGUCAUUGAUGGCAUCAAGGUCCCAGGAGGAUGUGGUAUCAUGUUAAGUUCGUACGUGAGUUCAAGGUUGGACAAAUUCUUCAAAGAUCCAGAGAAAUUUGAUCCAGAGAGAUUUAACUUGAAAGCUCCCAAGCCUUAUUUUUGCUACUACCCCUUUGCUUUGGGUCCACGGUCCUGUCUCGGACAAAAUUUCUCCCAGAUGGAGGCAAAGGUCGCAAUGGCUAAACUGCUGCAGAGAUUCGACUUCAGCCUGGUGCCCGGCCAGUCUUUUGACAUCCUGGACACUGGGACGCUACGGCCAGAGGGCGGGGUGAUCUGCACGAUCAAACACUGCGGCAAUGCGUGACCCUCCAGGCCUGUCUUGAAAAUUCAAUUAAAAUGUGUUAUUAGUGCAUACAAUUAUACAGAGUAUACUGUAUGUAGUGAAAUGCUUUGUCCCCUGUCUCUAUGGCUGUGCAGUGUGUAAAUAAAUAAGGUUAUAAAUAGAAAAAGAAGAUAAGAAGGAGACGAAAUGUCUAAAGUACAUGAGGUGUACCUUGAAUUUCCCCUUGGGGAUCAAUAAAGUAUCUACAGUAUCUAUCUAUCUAUCUAGGUGUUUCCAACAUGCUUGUGCUCCUGCUCUACAGUCCUCAUUCAGUAUCCCGAUAACUUGGGGAUAGUAACUUUUCUGCCUUCUCUCUGUGUUGUUGGCCCUCAGGCAGCGGUAAUGUUUCCCAGAGUGUAAGGUAGAGAGGAGGCAGUUGGGGUGACUGGGAUUUUCUUUACUGGACUUUACUCUCCUGAUGUACAGUACAUUUCCUCUAGGUUUGGUAGUGGACUCCUGGUGGUACGUUCAGCUGAUCUCAUCUGAUACAUACAGUACAUGAUGUAUGAUGUAUUUGAUUACUGAAAUAUGUAUUGACCAAUAAAUUGACAAAUAAAAUCAAAGACAGAUUGAUGAAAUGAGUAAUUAAAGAUGUAUAAAUACAAUGUACAUGUAACUAAAGAUGGCCAUGUCUCAAAAAACUCCCUAUGACUAUGUAAUAAUGUGUACCGAUACACUAACACUUCUAAAUACAACUCUUAUUGGUACAUCUGCAAACUACUGAAUUUUAAUAACUUUAUGUAUUAUAAAAUCUUAAUAAAAUAUAUUUACA